Microdochium trichocladiopsis is the source of this 807-nucleotide messenger RNA. RefSeq lists its product as uncharacterized. Lineage: Eukaryota; Fungi; Ascomycota; Sordariomycetes; Xylariales; Microdochiaceae. The transcript has a single exon. The record is from RefSeq and is a predicted model, not a curated record. The coding region runs from base 115 to 636 and encodes 173 amino acids.
GGAGGGAGAAGGCGGCCAGAGUAAUGGACUGAUCAGCACCAACGCAACAACGAUGUCUUCUUUGUCUCGAACCGGCCAUGCGACAUCGGCUGGGCACGUCCUGCCGCAACACACAUGUCAUCCGUGCCGCUACUGGUGGCUAUAGAUUUUGUCGUGAAGGUGCGCGUAGUAUCGUCGCAUACUGUAGGAACGACCACGCCUUCUAUCACCUUUGACAUGUUGAGCAUCUACACGAGCCUCAUCUCGACGCUGGGACGCUGGGAGCAACAGCAGCGAGUAGGGCCAGGAGAUCAGAUGUGGCAGUCGACAAGGCCCGUGCCGGCGGGCGCCCCCUUUCCAGCCCCGUCAGAGUCUCCAGGGUCCACGGCUCGCCCCGCCGGGUGGGUAGCGAAGCCCGUGGAAGAGCGAGCACGGCGAGGAUCACAGAAGUCGGUGUCUCGCCUGGGCUGGUCUGUGGAGCAGUCGGCGGCGGUGCGAGGGAGCGAGCUGCUGCAUUGUCAGGUUCUGGGCCUAGGGGAGAGAGAGAGCCCUCGUGUCCCGAGUGAAAAUCCUGGAAGCUCGAGUCGAGCCGGGUGCCCGCGCAACUACCCCUCCUUUGGCGCAGCGAGGCAGGUGGGGCAAGGCCCAGCCACGUAGCGCCUGGUGCGUGUGCAUUCGGACCAGGCCUUCUCACAUGGCACACGCACCACACACACACACACACGCAGAGCUCGAGUUCAUGUCGAGGUUCCGGCGCUCAGCAGUCGAGACGACGCUGCCACAAAGCUGGGAGCCCGCUGCGGCUCGUCGGGUCGCCACCUGAAGCCU